Messenger RNA from Alnus glutinosa, 993 nucleotides. RefSeq lists its product as uncharacterized. Bases 461 to 799 code for a protein of 112 amino acids. NCBI's taxonomy places the organism in Eukaryota, Viridiplantae, Streptophyta, Magnoliopsida, Fagales, Betulaceae. The record is from RefSeq and is a predicted model, not a curated record. The transcript has a single exon.
UUUUGUGAAGAAGAAAACUAUAAAAGAUCAAGAAAAAGAAAGGGUAAAACCAAUACAGUGGAGACCGUAAACCUACUUUGAAUUUUCAGACAGCAACCCAACACCACUCACGUUUGGAAUACCCUUGUUUGAAUUCUCGUGAGCAUCAUCGAGCCGACAUCUCCACCACACGGAGAAUAGGUGAGAAGAUCAGGAAGAUUGGCUUUGAGUGGAAGUUUCAGUCAAACCUUGAAGAGUUUCUGGGUUUUUUUUCCUAUUUUAGGAAGGAAUACCCAGAAGCUAGCUAGGCUCAAAUCAACGCAAUUCGUUGGGAAUUAAACCAAACCCAGAUUAUAUCUUUGGGUUAGGAGCACCCGAAAAUCAAGAUUCUGAUUUGGGUUAAUACUUGAUAAGGAUUAUAUUGAAGGGUUCGGAAAAGAUUGUAAUUUUGAAUCGGGUUCAUUUAGUUUCUCUGGAAGACAUGAAUUUUAGGAGCUUAGAAGAGUUUUGGGCCUUCUAUGUGAACCAGCACUCAAAACCAUCCACAAGGCGCUGGCAUUUUGUGGGCACGCUUACUGGUAUUUUCUUCUUGCUUUGCUCAGUGGUUUUUAGCUGGUGGUUUUUGUUCUUUGUUCCAUUCUUUGGGUAUGGAUUGGCCUGGUACAGCCAUUUCUUUGUCGAGGGGAAUGUUCCGGCCACGUUUGGGCAUCCAUUUUGGUCCCUUCUGUGUGAUUUCAAGAUGUUUGGAUUGAUGCUUACUGGGAAAAUGGAUAAGGAGAUCAAGAGGCUCGGAAAGAGGCCUAUGUUGCAGAUCUUUUGAUUGUAAGUUUUUCUAUGUUGUUCCAAACACAGACUGGCAUCUGAAACUAAUCAGUUGUGUCUUGAACACUAGUUGUUAAUGUUAUUAUUACUUUCACUCCUCUGUUUCGUUCCCAUGUAUGUAAUUGUUUAUUUAAAUUCAUGUUAGAUUGAUUCAACAAAUAUGGGUUGCAAAUGUUUGCUGUUAAUAUGGCU